GUGAUGACGUUGGGGUGGAAGCUCUGAAGGACGUUGAAGUCAUCGUGCCGCAGGCCGUCAAAGUCGGCGAUACCGUUACGCUGCAAUGCCGUUACAACUUGGAGGAGGAGCCCUUGUACACACUGAAGUGGUACAAGGGCAGCCGCGAGUUCUACAGGUACAUCCCAAAGGAGCUGCCGAGUACCCAGGUCUUCCCUUUCCAGGAUAUUGACGUGGACUUGGCCAAAUCCAAUGAGAACUCGAUCGUGUUGAGAAACCUGAAGCCUGAGCACACGGGACGAUAUAGGUGCGAGGUUUCCUCUGAUGCACCCAACUUUUACACGAUGACCGUCGAAGGAUUCAUGUAUGUUCUAGGUAAGAUUAUCUUCAGUCUACUCUACAAAUAG
This is a messenger RNA of Nicrophorus vespilloides, 386 nucleotides long. RefSeq lists its product as uncharacterized. NCBI's taxonomy places the organism in Eukaryota, Metazoa, Arthropoda, Insecta, Coleoptera, Silphidae. The annotation marks the transcript as partial. The record is from RefSeq and is a predicted model, not a curated record. The transcript is spliced from 2 exons.